This is a messenger RNA of Chiloscyllium plagiosum (whitespotted bambooshark), 407 nucleotides long. The record is from RefSeq and is a predicted model, not a curated record. NCBI's taxonomy places the organism in Eukaryota, Metazoa, Chordata, Chondrichthyes, Orectolobiformes, Hemiscylliidae.
UUCAGAAUUAUCGGAGGAUGGACAGGAAGCUGGGCAUCUCAAUGCUUCCUAUUGGGAUCCAGAUCUACAAGUCCUUUGACCCACAACUGGUUCUAACCACAGAGCAUUUUACACAUCAUAAAACGAUUUUGGAUUCAGGAGCCUAUGUGGCCCAGAGAAGCAUAAACCUCCGCAGUAAACUUGCACUGGGACACUAUGUAAUCAUUCCAAGUACCUUUUCACCAGAUGCUGAUGGAGCGUUUAUGCUACGUAUAUUCACUGACAUUCCAAUUCAGUUUCAUCAGGGAUUCAACCUUGUAACAGAAGGAAUGGACUGAACUUCUGUUCGACCUAUGUGUUUUGACCAGCACACUUGUGACUGGAAGAGGAAGAAAAGAUUCUGCUGAUUAGUGAUAAAAUCAACUAGG